Messenger RNA from Symsagittifera roscoffensis, 5183 nucleotides. RefSeq lists its product as uncharacterized. Lineage: Eukaryota; Metazoa; Xenacoelomorpha; Acoela; Convolutidae. Gene Ontology annotation, molecular function: protein binding. The record is from RefSeq and is a predicted model, not a curated record. The coding region runs from base 106 to 4764 and encodes 1552 amino acids. The transcript has 11 exons.
AGUUGACUAAUUCAAACUAGUGGUGGAUAUGAUCAGUUCAUUCUCAAGUUAGGAGACGAAAUAAAGUUCGAUAAAGAUGGUUUAAAAUCGCAUUAUAAGUUGACAAUGGUCAUGUCUAAAAUGGAUCCCUCUGAAAUCUUUCGAAACGAUAGCGUUGAAAUUGCGAGAACGCGGAAACAUGCUCCUGGGACAUUUGAGAAGAAAGAAAUUACAAUUUAUGGUGACAAACCAUGGGGUUUUACCCUGAACGGUGGACUGACAGGGUUUCCAUCACUCAUCGUGACUAAGGUGAACGAGACUGAGAAGGCGCAUAUAAGUGGACUCGAGGCGGGUGACAUAAUAGAAGCAGUUAAUGGGGAGCAGUGUAGAGAGAGAAAAGCAGCUGUGCGUUUGAUUCAACACUCCACUGGUGUGCUGCACUUAACUGUGGUCAGGUUCCCGAAUAGAUCGAACCUCGUGGAAGAAUGUCUGCAAAGUGAGCAGCAGAAUAGUGUCUUUUCUGCGUCAUCAAACAGUGCCAAUCUCCGUGUGGGGUUUAAACACUCGGUCACUGGAGUGAACUCUCGUCGAAGGGCUCAAGAGCAAAAUGCAUUUGGAGCUCAUAUGAGGCAGAGUAGAUCGGCUGGCGACCUGAACACUCUCCAAGAAGACGAAAAUCCUCAUGAAGAUUACCCGGUUGGAAAUAAUCGCGUGAACGGAAGACAUAACAAGCCUGAUAUGUAUAAGAAUAAAUUGACUCAGGGAAGAAUAUCUAGUCUGACAACAACAGAACAAAAGUCGAUUGUUGCAGCAGGCGAUAUGUUACGCCCGAGUAAUUCCCCACAAUGGAGGCACUCAGUGGCACCGACCAAGAACAAUUCCUCAGACUUGAAAAGCGACGCUAAAACGUCGAUUGGCGAUCGAUUAGAAAUAGACCAGCAGAAAUACCACGUUAGAUCGAGGAGUGCUUACGAACCGCCUCUGCAAUCAGCGCUGAAGUAUUCGUUCACCGAUAAAAAGCAAAGACAGGCUAUUGAAAAAGUGGAAGAAAAUCACAGUUCAUCUUCAAGUGAAGAUGAAUAUGACGAUGAAUUCAUGGCUCCGGCCUAUAGUGUUUAUCCGAGGCGCCACAGUUUGGGCUACUCACUAGAGAUUGUCCAGAAAAGCGCAGGAUCUUCCGAUGUUCUACCCACAUGUAGAGUCUUUGAUUCAAAAUCGCCGCAUCAAAUUUUAGUGCCAGAAGAUUAUCUUAAACGAAGAUCAGUUAUUGUAAAAAGUGACUCGCCUUCAAGUUUAUUCCAGCAAUCGCAAUCAAAGCGAAAUUUAGAGAAAAGUCGAAGUUACGAAACCUUUACCCAAUUUGAAGACCAAGAGUUUCAGCGACCAAACCAAAACUAUUCAAAAACUAUUAUUCAGAAAUCUAAUUAUAUCGAAAAUGGUGCUAGCGUGAGCUCUUAUGGUGACCCUAAGUUUGUAGAAACAGAAAAAAUUUCCGACCGGGAUUUGAAUUGUGGACCUCGUGCUCCUAUGCCACCAACAAGGAGGAGCAGUAUGAAUGCAGUGGCGGAGCUGACGCAAAAUGGCGUGUGGUCGCGGAACACAAGGGCAGUUGCCAAACUUAACCAUAUCAAUAAUGCCAGCAAUUUAUUAACUACUUUGAAAGAGCGCGAUUAUUCAACCGAUUUGUCCCUCAAAACAAGAAUUGAUAACAACCUCAAAGUCAGCGAAGAGCUCAAUGAUUCCUGGAUCCGACCCGAUCCCAUUAUUACAACACGAAACUGUGAUCUGGACAAAGCCAAUAACAACUACUACAUAUCAACUACCGGUGCUUCCAAACAAAAUGAUAAAUCAAAAUCAGAAAAAGCAUUUUUGGAUUCGCUUCCAGAUCCGAGCCUUCCGCCGCCAAUUCCAGCGCGAGAGUCUUCCAGGUCCAUCAACAUUGCCAACUAUGCAUCCAAUCUUGUAUAUCCCGAACAAAAAAUCAAUAACCUAAGUACUUUAAAUCCGCCAUCUUUAACAAACACGUCUGAUCAAGUUGAACCUUCAUCGACUAAAAUUUCCCAGCUGCCUGUUACUAAGAAAGUAAUUGUUGUCGACCCUUUGAACUUCUCGAAAACGAGUCCGAGUGAAACAGCAAGGAGCAGCCUUCCGAAAAAGUCAGAUUACUCGCCAUUCCACAAACCGUUGCCGAGUUUACCUCCAGAGAAAUCACUGUACGCGAGACGAGGAAGUGAGUCGCUCCUCCACUUUACAAGACGAAGCUCGGAAACCGAAUUCUGUUCUGAUUCACCUGAUGAUCCGAAAAGUGAGCAAACUAAAUUUGAGCAAAAAUUGGAUCGAAAAGUGACAAACGCAUACAGCGAACGAGGUGAAAAGUUUCAAUCGAAAAGCGUUUCUCAUUGCGACGAUUCGCCGACAGGUAUUGACCAGGAUUCUAAGCGUAUAAAUGUCUCACAAUCGUGUGAUCAAAAAGUCUUUUCUAUAAAUGCUAAUGAGCCAUCAGAAGUGCCAGGUGGUCGAAAGAGGAUCCCACAACCUUUUCUAUCGUCGACACCUUUACCGGGUGAAAUGGAACUUCCGGGGCAGGAUUUGGAGCAGAUAGUACAAGCUCAAGCUGGAAUAUCAUCAACGUCGCACAAUAACCAGUACUUCUACAAUCGAAGGAAUUACUUUUUGUCUCGAAAUGCUGGAACUGUAGCUAAUUCGGGAUGUAAUUCGGUGUCGGAUAAACCGCCAUAUCAAACUAGGUUUCUCUCAGAUCCGUCGAAACUGAAGGAAGCUUCAGAGGAGACGGUGAAAGUUCGCUUCGGUAAUCGGUCGGAUCCCCAGCCCAAUAUGGUUGAGAGAGCGGUGAGAGGUGGAGUAAAAGGAUUAAACGACAGCCACGUGACCAAUGAAUCACUCAUAUCUUCGAUCGGACCAAACAAGUCGCGGCUCCUCUCGGGUGACCAGGACUCCAAUGGAGGCCUAUCAUUCAUCGAAUCAUCAUCUUUGGAGGAUGUGAAUAUGGCAUGCAUUAGAAGAACCGACCAAGACCGAUCUUCUGAGGAUUUCAACAAGAAGCUGAGAAUGUCUUUAGCUUUGGAUGAUUUGGAUGAUAUUGACUACGGUGAGACAUCGGUAGAUUCAGAAAAUAAACAACCAACAAAUUCACGAUCAAAUAGGAUCUUACAAAACGUGAGCCAUAUACCUGGUUCGCAGAUCUCGAUCGAAAGAACGGUACUGGCAGAAUCUUCAAAAAUGGCGCUAGCAUCUUGGAAUCCGAUAUCCAAUUCCAGAUUCGGAGAUUUCAACGAAAAACAAAAUUCCCCGACUGGUUCGCGAAGGAGUAAAACUAUCAAUACAAUCCCGACUCGACAUGUAAACGAUAGUAGUCUAGAUAGUGGGAACGGUCGAGAUGUUUCCGACGGGGGAGAGAUACCUCAAAUUGACAUAACGACAGAGGAUGAUGCUGAUGAACACUUGGCAGGAUCGGCCCAGACCCAGUUCCAAAUCGCGAGAAAUCGAUUUCUGAGAAAGCAGAAUGACUCGCUUCGGGCUUCUCAAUCACAACGGUCAAGGACGUCGUUUGUAAGCAAACGAGACAAUUCACUGAGGUCUAAAAUUGCGAAGUCGACAGAAAAUAUCAUCAGAGCGGAGAAGCCUUCUUCGGAGUCUGAGAAUCAUACAGUUAUUCAGCAUGAUCUGGAAAAUACUCGAGAAAGUUUGGACAGAAGCGAAGUUAAACUCGAACGUGCAAUUAGCAGACGUCAUUCGAAGUCUGUGGCGGAUCUGUGUGAGAUAUCGAAUGUGAAUGAUUUGACAGAAGAUUCUGGAGUGGGCGGUCUGAGUUCAUUUUUGGGAUCCCAUUCCAGCGGGGUUCAGAAAGCUUCAGCUGAUGAAAUAACCUCCAGCAUUCUGAUGAAGGGAAGUUUGGUCGACCUACGAGGGUCCAACUGGAGCGUUUGGUCCACGGUGUCAAGCGAGGACCUUAGCAUAUCUGCAGCUGGUGGACUUCUCUCCUCGCGUGCUACAAGUUUGGACAACCUAGUCGCCGAGGCAGACAGAGAACAAGUGCAAUCGGCCUUGAACCGUGUGGGGGAUCUUCUGGCGCGGGACAGGAUGGAGCUAGCCAGUUUGAGUGGGAGUCUACUAGACCAAAGUCAAGCUGAGUGCGACCAAAUCAUCACCGCUCUUCAAAAAUCGGGCCGCGAGAGUGACGUGAAGAGAUUCAAUCGGUACCUGGAGAGUCUCUGUACUUCUUGCAAACUGUCAGUCCACGAGGAGACUAGACUGCACAAAUUGGACCAAAGACUAGGGGAGUUGAGUGCCAGAAGCAGACGCAGCCUCGCCCCUCCCCCUUCCCAGCCCACCACCCCCAAUCAGGACGACCAACUGGAGGCUACUAAUGGGGAGAGUGAAAGAGAGGAGGAGGAGGAGGAGAAAUCGCAACAACAGCAGGCCACGCUGCAGAUCGCUGUCAGAUCUCAAAAGUCUAUGGAGAAGGAUCUGGAGUACCUACGCAGGUCGAUGGAUAAACAACGCCAGAAAGUGAACGAAGCGCAAUUGGCGUUAGAAGAUGCCGAAAGCACCUUGCUGCAACACCUCGAAAAAGUGUUCAAAAACUGCCCCGAAGAAGUGAAGUCAUCCAAGCUCACGGUCGAAAAUCGAGUGGCACUAACACGCAAGAAAUGCUUGUGCGAAUCGUCCAUAAAGUCAAAUGAAGAUUUCGAGAAGUAUCUGAAAAAACAGCUGAUCAUCCAUGUUAAUGCGCAGGACGAUGAAACAUCGGAAACAAACUCAUGAUAGAAAGUGAGAGGACAUUUGUUGCAUAUUGAAAGUUUUGUUCGAUGUAGAUUUUCUCGGAACUCGAAAUAUCUAACUUCUAAUGAAUAAAAUUUCCCAAGUCUUGAAGCAAAUUUGAUAUUAAACGCCUUUGUGGCUUCUUGACAUUGAGUCAAAAUUAUAGAAAAAGGUGCUACUUGGUGUCUUAACUGCAUUAAUAAAUGAUGCACAACUUUCUCUGUAGUUUAAUUCUAGCAACAAGAUUGCUAGAUCUAUGAUGCUAAAUGAAAUAAAUAAAUAGUACAAUUAAAUAAUUGAAAUUUCGUAAUUUUGUUGGUAUGAUGUGUAGCACUUAACAAUCCGAUUAAUAUUCGCCUUCUUUCAAUGCCUUUAUCUUAUUUAUGGUUAUUUACAGAAAAUUUAAAUUCCAAUGUUUCACA